Paramecium tetraurelia is the source of this 1512-nucleotide messenger RNA. RefSeq lists its product as uncharacterized. The record is from RefSeq and is a predicted model, not a curated record. The transcript has 2 exons. Lineage: Eukaryota; Ciliophora; Oligohymenophorea; Peniculida; Parameciidae.
AUGAUGAAAGAUUAAGAUGUGUUAGAAUUUCAUGAUUACAAAUAGUCGGUUCUACUUAAGAUGUUACGAAUCUACUAAGAAAUUUAUAGUGAUUGUGAUGGAGAUAGGAUUGUUGUGGAAGCCUACAAUACCAAAAUCAGUAAGCAGGAUCUGGACAAGUUCAUAGUGGAUCCCAAUUUUGAGUUGAGCAUUGAACUUGUUAUUCUCUAUCUAAAUUACAUAAUUAAAUAUAAUUAGAUUACUCAGAAGAUAGCUCCUUACUUUUUGAUUAUAACGAGUGAGGAUUACAAUCCAUCCUUUGGGAAUGUCAUAUUGUAUGAUGGUUAAUUGAUCACUCAAGUGCCUCUGGCUAAAUUCAAGUACGAUGGUAAUAAAUAAAAUGCUCCAAUUGUAAUAUUGAUGAGAUGUAAAAAUAAAUGGAACAUGAUAAUUUUGGAAUUACAGCCAUGGAUUAUUGAUUUUAGAACAGACAAAAAUACUAGUUUUAAUGCUAUAUCUGCAUUUGCUACUCAAUUCAUUUUGGAUACAUUUGGGAUUUAGAUCAAGAAUUUCAAUGAUUUUAUGUUGGAUUACGAAUAGCAAGGAGACCAGGGUGAUUUGAUAGUGUAUGCAAUAUACAAGGUGUUUGUGAUGAAUUUGGAUCUAAUGGGAGACACAAUACUUACCAGGAAUGAUUACACAACAGCAAAACGUAAAUUGUUGUGGUUGGCAUUGUCUCAUAUGAGAGAGAGGAGGAAGGAGGAUGAUGAUGCUGAAUUUACGAGAAGAUUAAUGAAGAAAUAGCGGGAAGAGAUGUAAAAGCAAAUGGAAGAGGAAGAGGAGAGAAAGAGGCAAAUAAAAAACUAGUUAUCUGAAAAAAGGAUGUAAGUUUAUGGAUUCUUACACACAGUGGAAUAUCCUUAGGAAAUAAAAAAGGUUGAGGAUACUCCUGAGUAGAUUUUGCUAAAGAAAUAAUUGGCUUAGUUUAAUGUGACCAGACCAAGGGAUAAGGUUGAGGCAUACCUUACAAGAAUGAGGGUCAAGGAUCCAUUCGAAUUUUAAUAUCCUGAACCUCAAAAGUAUGAGGCUCCUAAAAAGGAUCCGAAGGGCAAAGUAAAGAAUUUUGUUUAUGAAGUUGAAUGGCCAAAAGCAACUCCUGGGGUUCAACAAAUGAUAACUCCUGCCUCUUACUGCGUCACAUAACUCUUUUCGGAUAACACUUUGUAACCAGAACAACCAAAAUUAUAGAAAGUUUACGAUUAUGAGAUUUUGGAGUAAUGGGAGAAACAAAGACAAAAACUAUAAUAGUAAACGUAGGUGUAAACAGUCCAAAGAAAUGGUAGUUAUUUUGGAUCAAUCGGAUCAAGAGUAUUUGAUAACACUGAUUAUACCAAUGGAGUAGUAGUUCCAGUGGGAAGAAAGAUUGUCAAGCAAGUAGAUAGAUGGGAAAGCAAGCCCAAGAGAUUACACAAAAUACAAAUGGUAGAUAGAUGCAUUGAAUAAUUAGAAGAUGACUUAUUUUUAAAUUAUUGA